Molecule: messenger RNA, 276 nt
Organism: Paraglomus brasilianum
Lineage: Eukaryota; Fungi; Glomeromycota; Glomeromycetes; Paraglomerales; Paraglomeraceae
Source: the annotation of a GenBank genome assembly
AUGAAUCCCGAGAAGGAUUUUUACAAUUAUUAUCAAUCCGUUGGUGGUGAACUUGAAAAUAAUAAAUCAUACGAAUCAUGUGCCCUCCGUAAAACAUUAGAUGAAUCCGGCGUUUGUGUUGAAAUCAAAUCAUUAUCAUUCAUUACGAUCGACAAAAUAUAUGCUAUUUUCGUCGGAUAUAUCGGCGAACAGAUUCCCGAAAAUAAGGAACCCACUAAACAUGCUGAUGGGCAAUUGGAAAAUCCCAAUUUCGAGGAUCCCGUUCUUCAGUAUUGA